Emys orbicularis (European pond turtle) is the source of this 1433-nucleotide messenger RNA. It is a transcript of the gene GTPBP10, whose product is annotated as GTP binding protein 10. Gene Ontology annotation, molecular function: GTPase activity; GTP binding; magnesium ion binding. The coding region runs from base 29 to 1132 and encodes 367 amino acids. The transcript has 10 exons. The record is from RefSeq and is a predicted model, not a curated record. Gene Ontology annotation, cellular component: mitochondrion. NCBI's taxonomy places the organism in Eukaryota, Metazoa, Chordata, Testudines, Emydidae.
GCGUCCCCGCUUCUAGGCCCGGGCUAACAUGGUGUGGGGGAGCCGCGCGCUGCUCCGGAAGUAUGGCAACUUUAUAGAUGAUCUGAGAAUCUAUGUGAAAGGAGGAACUGGUGGAAUGGGGCAUCCUCGCUUGGGUGGAGAAGGAGGGAGAGGCGGUGAUGUCUGGCUUGUAGCCAAAGAAAAAAUUACCUUAAAGAGAAUUAAAGACAGAUUUCCCCAGAAACGCUUUGUAGCUGGAGCAGGAGCCAACAGUAGUGUUCCUGCACUGAAAGGUGAAAAGGGAACAGAUUGUGAAGUUGAUGUGCCUCUGGGAAUUUCAGUUACUUCCUGUGAUGGGAAACAGAUUGGAGAACUUAAUAAAGCAGGAGAGAGAAUACUGGUAGCUCGUGGAGGUAUUGGUGGCUGUUUGGUUACAAAUUUCUUGCCUUUGAAAGGCCAGAUACAAACAGUUCAUCUUGAUUUGAAACUUAUAGCAGAUGUUGGCUUAGUUGGAUUUCCAAAUGCAGGAAAAUCCUCUUUGCUAAGCAAGAUUUCUCAUGCCAAACCUCAGAUUGCAGAUUAUCCUUUCACAACAUUAAAACCUGAACUGGGAAAGAUCAUGUAUCCAGAUUACAAGCAGGUCUCAGUAGCCGAUCUUCCAGGAUUGAUUGAAGGUGCACAUGCAAACAAAGGAAUGGGCCACAAAUUCCUCAAGCAUGUAGAAAGAACCAAACAGCUUCUCUUUGUAGUUGAUAUUUCUGGGUUUCGGCUAUCUUCAAAAACUCGAUUCAGAACAGCUUUUGAAACUGUACUGCUUCUAACACAGGAGCUAGAAUUGUACAAAGAAGAGCUUCGGACAAAGCCCGCACUUCUUGCCGUUAAUAAAAUGGAUUUGCCUAAUGCACAAGAUAGCUUGAAUGAACUUCUGAAACAACUACAGAAUCCUCAAGACUCUUUACAUUUAGUGGAGAAAGAGCUGAUUCCACAGAGCAUCAUAGACUUUAAGGAUAUUAUCCCUGUAUCUGCACAUACUGGAGAAGGAAUAGAGGAACUAAAAACCUGUAUAAGAAAAUCACUAGCUGAAGAAGCAGAGAAGGAGAAUGAAGAAUAUCAGAAAGAGAAACUUCGUAUUUUACAGACUUCAGAAGUAUAACAUAAUUAAAGGAGGGAAUCCGUUCUUGGAUAUUGGAUCAAUCUUUAGGAACAUCUGAGUGGAUUCUAAAUUUGUCUUUUGUCAAGAAUACAGUCCUCAUGAGAUUGAACUCGACUUCAUAGUUCUGACUCUAUGCCACUAUCAAUUGUACCUUCUUGUUUUGAAAGCAAAUCUGGAAUCUUAUCUGACACACAUUGUAAGAAAGGGGCAGUUUAAGAAAACUGUCUAAGAAUGUGAAAUGAAUAAUAUGCAGAUGUACAGUGAAUUUUCUAAAACAAAUACAUAGUCUUUUAUACAAGUG